AGAAGUGUAGUUAUAGUGUUAGAAAUUUCUAUAAAAUUUAAUUAUUUUUUUCAGACAGUUUAAGCAUUCUUUUCUAGUAUUUUGACAAAGAUAUGGUACCGUCGCAGGAUACAAAAAGUAAAACAUAAAUACAAAUAUUACAAAAUGGAAACGUCACUUGGUUCCUGUGUUGUGAUAAUGUGAAUAAUGUUUUUCGAUUAAACAAUGGCCAGUUAAAACAUUCCUACGGCGAUAUAAUACUGCGGAUAUUUUUAAUUAGUCAAACGUGAUGUUUGUGUACGUACUGAAUGAGAUUUCAAUAUGAAUUGGUUCGACACGUCUGGUCUGACGAGUCUGGCGAAGACGGCGCUGAAAGAGGCCCAGAAGACUCUGGACAAGGCCCUGGACAUCCAGGACGAGAGCGGCGAGGAGGAGGAAGCGGGGGUGUCCACUUCUCAGAUAAAUCGUCGUGAAGGUGAAAGUGAAUCGACCCCAAAAGACAACUCUGAUUUCUUUGCUUCAUGGGGCCUCACAGUUAGCGCAGAAGGCCCCCAGGAUGUCAACGAGCAGACCGUAGUCACUGAGAGCCCUUCCAAAGGCUCUCAAAGCCUCUGGGGAUCGUUUGCAGGCUCCUUCUUUGAACAUCAAAAGAAUUCUGAAACGGAUACAGCAAUUGUUCAGCCUCCAAAAGCUAAGUCUAUGAAUGUAAUUAAUGACUCGAAUUAUGGCAGUGCUUCUGAUUUGUUCUCAAAAAGCCAGCUUGUUAUGUCAGAUGAUACCGAGUUUGAUGUUAAAAAAGUGAAAGAUGAAGUCAAGGCAGAUGAGAGACGUAAUUCGUCCCGUUCAAAUAGAUUGUCACUGGUGUCUAGUAGAAAUAGUUCUGAUUCUGUUGAGGUGUUGUCACAGAGUUUGAAGACUACUCCAGAUUCUGAAGCUGCAUCCGUUCACUCAAUAUCUCACAGUAGUAGUGUUGGUCAGAAACUUAACUCUGAUUCGGUGGAAAUUUUACCAGACAGCCUUGUGAGCCCCAGCUCUAUUGAAUGUCUAGGCUUUGAUAGUUACUCCAGUGAUAAAAAUAGUAGCACAUCUUCAAAUCUCUCACCUGGUGAGUUGAGUGAUAAGAAAUCCACACCUAUAGACAGGACAGAGAAAGCAGAGACUGCGGAUAGUGUCAGUUUGGUAGCUGAUGAUGAUGAAGACACCAUGUCAUAUAAUUCUAUCUCUGAAUGCACAGCACCUACUGUUUUAGAUACCGAUGAUAAGCCUGUAAGUCCAUUUCCAAAGAGAGAAGGCAAAAAGUUGCUAGAGAAAGAAUUUAUACAUUUAGAUCCUCCUUUGCUACCACAGAAAAUGCAGAUCAGUGAGAACUCUUCUAAUGAUGGGUCCUGGUCUGACCGGACCUUGAAUGCCGAUAAUGACAGUAUGAUACUAGACGUCAAUGUUGACGAGCCAAAGAAAGAGACUGAACCUGAAGAUGUGCUAAGUGAGAAAUUGAGUGAUUCAUCCUCAUUUUACAAUGUUAAUGUUUCUGGAGAAAUGAUCAGGUCUGAAAGCUCGGCUUUUGUUAAUGUUGAGAAGCAGCAAUGUAGCCGGUCAGACAAAUCUGAGUCUCAAAAAGGUAGCGUCAAAGAGCGAACAUCACCAACCAGCUCCGACAGCAAAAGUGACUUAGUCAAGAUCGGUUCUGAUCGUACAUCUGGCCAUACGUCAGGCGACGAGCUUGAAACUACAACAUCAUCCGACAUUGAGAUUAUUCCAAGUCCAAACGGUGACAAUCAUGGUUUCAGGAACAGCCCAGCAAAAUACAACUAAAAAUUUGAUGGUACAACCUCACCAAACUUGGUUGAUUUAGUAUUAGGAAAAUCUUUAGCGACUAAAAUUCGUGGACACAACAGGGAAUUAUCCGAAGCAUCAGUCCAGAGUAAUACAAGUGAUGAUAGUAGUACAGAGAAUGACCGGUUGAUGAGACGGUUAUGUGAAAUGGCAGAGAUACUGGAAGCGAGGGAGAACCGACUGAUGGAAGUGAGUCGAAGUAACGCUGAGCUGGCGGAGAGUAAUGCGGACUUGAAGACUCAGGUGGAAAGUUUGCUGGCAAAGCAUGGGGCGCAUGAGGGAGGGGAUAUUAGUACGAUCACAGAAGAUUAUACACAAAGGAUGUCUGCAUUGGAGAAGAAGUUUCAACAGGCCAUAAGGGAAAAGGACCAACUACGAAAGCAACUCGACAGCAUCAAAUCCGACUCGUCCCGCAAAAACUCCUCUGAGCUGGAAAGCAGUUUGAAAGAAAGAGACGAAGUUAUAGCGCAGAUGCAGGAGGAAGGAGAGAAGCUAGCUCGUCAGCAGUUGCAGCAUUCGAAUAUUAUCAAGAAGUUGAGAGCGAAGGAGAAGGAUAAUGAGCAAGUUAUUAAAGGACUGAGGGAUAAAAUAGCCGAACAGACUUCGGAGCUAGACCGGCUAAAGAGGUCCAUCGCAGCCAAGGAAGAGUUGGAGGUGUCACAGAUAGAGGCGGUGUACCGGCUCACCACGGCGAAUAAGAAACUUGAAGUGGAACUCGCUGAGACAAAAAGCGCCCUAGACGACGCAACCCAACGCCUCACCACAACCCGAGCGUCGCUCGAGGCAGCGAAACGCGAGCUAACCGACGUAGAAACGGAACGAGUGGAGCUGCGGGCCCGCUGCGGCGCCGCCACGCGCGCGCAGCGUGAUGCUGAGCAAGAACGCGCGCAGGCCGAGACAUUGCAACAACAACUGGCUAGUUUAAGAGCCGAGAUGGUGCAAGAGGAGCGUCGCUGGGUGUCCCGCGAGCGAGCCCUGCGCGGUGAGCUGUGCGAGGCCCGCGAGCUGUGCGCGGCGCUCGAGGCGCGCGCCGGCGCCGCGGCCGGCGGGGAGGGCGCCGCGGCGCUGCUGGCGCAGCUGGCCGCGCUGCAGCGCUCGGCGCUGGAGAGGGACCAGGCGCACGUCAAUACUGUCCGGGGACUCAAGCAACAAGUCGCCGAAGCCGAAACCUCUCUAGCCAAAGCCGUGGAACGCGAGCGCCUCUCCCGCGACGAACUUGAAGAAUUAACCCGGCGACUGGCCGCUUCUGAAGGCUUGCUGGACGACGCACAGAGCCGGCUAGACACUGUGACCCGACAGUGUCGAGAGCUAGUCGCUAGGGUGGAUUCACUUGAGGAUGAGCUUGCUAGUAAAUCCAGAGAACUGACGCGAGUAAAAGAAGAGACAAACAAACAGUUAGCGGAGUUGCGGCAACAACUCGCCGGCGCCGAAACUGCACUGACCGCUGCUCAAGAUGCUUUGGAUACGGAGAAAAAACGAAAUGCUAUUCUACAGGAGCAAGUUUCGUGCCGCGGCGACAUUAGCCCGCCACAUUCCGUAGCGUCUGAUACCCUAUCCUCUUCGCUAUGGGCGUCGGAAGACACAGGGCGCGCUACACCCACCGGCGCUAAUGUGGUGACAUCAGCGGCCGGCGUUGACGAGAUACUCUCACAACUACAACGAAGAGACGGCGAACUGAGAGCUGCUCAAGCGAGGGCGCAGCAACUCAGCGCUGAACGAAACACGCUGAGAGACCAUGUGGCUUCGCUCAGAGCGAGACUGGAUGACUAUCAGAGUGUCCAAGAGCAAUACGACGCCCUACUCCAAAUGUACGGCGAAAAAGAGGAACAGCUAGAAGAACUUCGCCUGGACUUACAAGACGUCACGCAACUAUACAAGGCGCAGCUAGACGAACUAGUCGCGUUGAAACGCAGGUAGCCAGCGGCCGGCCCGUCUGAACCCUGAACUGAGCAUAACAAGUAUAUUUCCCAUUCUAUUUUAAAAAAAAAUUGACAGGUUUCAAAAUUAAUGACGUCAAAACUUAUGUCCCAAUUUAGGGCAUUUAUAGAUUUUCGAUUAUAAGAAGCCAAAUUUUCGAAUUGCGAACGGAAUUCUGUGAUUCUAAAAGUUUCAGGACUACUUUACCUUUUGUAGUAAUUCCAUUAUAGAAAUUUACUAUUUAUCAUACUUUACAGUUGAAGGGAAUCAUCACAUAAAAAU
Messenger RNA from Leguminivora glycinivorella, 4011 nucleotides. It is a transcript of the gene Tmf, whose product is annotated as TATA element modulatory factor. The record is from RefSeq and is a predicted model, not a curated record. Gene Ontology annotation, cellular component: Golgi apparatus; endoplasmic reticulum. NCBI's taxonomy places the organism in Eukaryota, Metazoa, Arthropoda, Insecta, Lepidoptera, Tortricidae.